UCUCCUCCCAAUUCCGUUCUGUACUCUGCUCUCUGCUCUAGUAAGGGACUGCAACUCAUGGGGGCUUUAAGACUGCCCUCUCUUACAUCACUUUUUGCUACCUCCGCCAGGUCACCGUCGUUAUCUCGCCGGAGGCACCACCUCUGUCUUCCUCUACGGCCGCUCUCCGUGCAGAGCGGCACCCCCGAGAAGGAAAUAUCUCCGGAACUCGAUGGCCUAAAAGCGAACCAGAAUACUCGGAUCGUGGACAAAGAAAAGGACCGGGUCAUAACGCCACGCUCUCAGGACUUCAAUGCUUGGUACUUAGACAUCAUUUCCAAUGCGGAGCUCGCCGAUUACGGCCCUGUUCGCGGCACCAUGGUUAUCCGCCCUUACGGUUACGCUAUUUGGGAAGCUAUUCAAGAAUAUUUGAAUGUCAAGUUCAAGGAGACUGGUCAUAGCAAUAUGUAUUUUCCACAGUUUAUACCUUAUUCAUUCAUAGAGAAAGAAGCUAGUCAUGUUGAGGGGUUUAGUCCAGAAUUGGCGCUUGUCACUAUUGGAGGAGGAAAGGAGCUGGAGGAAAAGCUUGUGGUCCGGCCAACAAGUGAAACAAUUGUUAAUCACAUGUUCACUCAAUGGAUUCAUAGUUAUCGUGAUCUUCCGCUCAUGAUCAACCAGUGGGCAAAUGUCACAAGGUGGGAAAUGCGUACUAAACCAUUCAUAAGAACACUUGAAUUCCUCUGGCAAGAGGGCCACACUGCUCAUACCACUCUAGAGGAGGCAGAGAAAGAGGCAUUGCAGAUGAUUGAUGUCUAUACAAAAUUUGCUUAUGAGCAAGCUGCCAUACCUGUAAUUGCAGGUCGUAAAUCAAGGGUGGAAACAUUUGCUGGAGCUAAUAGAACCUACACAAUUGAGGCAAUGAUGGGUGAUCGAAAGGCUUUGCAGGCUGGAACAAGCCACAACCUUGGACAGAAUUUUUCCCAGGCCUUCGGGACUCAGUUUACAGAUGAAAAUGGACAAAGGCAACAUGUGUGGCAGACAUCAUGGGCUAUUAGCACGCGAUUUGUUGGAGGUAUUAUCAUGACUCAUGGGGAUGACACGGGCUUAAUGCUUCCACCUAAGCUGGCACCUGUACAGGUUGUGAUUGUCCCAAUAUGGAAGAAAGCAGAUGAGAGAACUGGAGUUUUUAAUGCUACAUCAUCAGUGAAAGACACACUGCAAGCAGCUGGAAUAAAGGUUAAGGUUGAUGACUCUGAUCAGAGAACACCUGGAUGGAAGUAUAACUUUUGGGAGAUGAAGGGAGUACCUUUAAGAAUUGAGAUUGGACCUCGUGAUGUGUCUAGUGGGACUGUGGUCAUUUCGAGAAGAGAUAUUCCUGGAAAACAAGGAAAAGUUUUCGGAAUAUCAAUGGAUUGUUCAAUUUUGGUUGCUUAUGUUAAAGGGUUGCUGGAUGAGAUUCAGAGUUGUCUACUGGAGAGGGCAACCUCCUUUCGAGAUUGUAAUAUUGUGGACGUUAGCUCUUAUGAUGAGCUUAAAGAAGCAAUAUCUCAAGGCAAAUGGGCUAGGGGUCCUUGGUCAGCUAGGGACGAAGAUGAGCUAAAGAUCAAAGAAGAGACGGGGGCUACCAUUAGAUGCUUUCCUUUCGAACAGCCCCAGGGGACAAAAUCAUGCCUGAUGACAGGCAGUCCGGCAGAAGAAGUGGCGAUUUUCGCCAAAUCUUACUAAAGAAUUCGUGUUGCAUUCUUCGGGAGUGCGGAGUUUGCCUUAUUCCUUCAUGUGGUACAGAGUUGUACUAUUGUUUUGUGAAUUGAUGUAUCCACUAAUUAGUUAGUUGCCUAAUGAUUAAUGUAGAUUUACAUCUAUAUGCCAAAUGAAUACUUCCCCUGCAUUUGGGGAAGUAGGAUUGGGUACUGUUGUGUCGACGGAUUGAAGGGUCGGCGCAAAUCAGCAUGUCUGGUGAUUGGGCCGGCUCAGUUCACGAUCUGCAAUGGAGGCCUGGAUUUUAUCAUAAUGGUCGCCCUUGAAGUCAUCAU
Coffea eugenioides is the source of this 2012-nucleotide messenger RNA. Its product is annotated as proline--tRNA ligase, chloroplastic/mitochondrial. Gene Ontology annotation, cellular component: cytoplasm; chloroplast stroma; aminoacyl-tRNA synthetase multienzyme complex. The record is from RefSeq and is a predicted model, not a curated record. The transcript is spliced from 11 exons. Gene Ontology annotation, molecular function: ATP binding; proline-tRNA ligase activity. Bases 58 to 1704 code for a protein of 548 amino acids. Gene Ontology annotation, biological process: prolyl-tRNA aminoacylation. Lineage: Eukaryota; Viridiplantae; Streptophyta; Magnoliopsida; Gentianales; Rubiaceae.